AUGGAACAGCACAAAACCGAAAAACACGGUAACAAGCGAGCCCGAGAUGAGUCAGUCUUCGACUCACCUGAGUCAAAACGAGUUCACACUGAGCCAAAUGCAAGUGAUGCUGACGUGGACUUAGACUCACCUGAGGCCAAGCAAAUUAGAGAAAACAUCCUGGACAUCCUAGAUGAACCAGAAACAGUGAGUACAGAUGGUGUACCAGAAAUUCAAGACCUUGACUCAUUAAUUAAGAGUUUCGAAGAAGAGAUCAUUAAUCCUGGAAACAACUACGUUGACCUAACGUCAUCAGAUAAUUCAGGCGAUUCCCAAUGGGACCUCGGCUACCUUCUAGAAGCUUCAGACCAUGAGCUCGGCCUACCGCCCACAAUUGAUGAGAAUAUGAUGGGAUUUGAUAACGAGUUACUGAGAUAUGACUCGUUCGACUUAGGGAUGAUUGCCGGAAUCAUGGAUGGAGAUAAUUACCACGGUGAAAAUGACGGUGAUUUUUUUACAGUGGGCGGGUUAUUCGACUGCCCCAAUCAGUCUAAUUUUUCCGAGUCCCUGCCGGCUUUGUAGAAAUAUGAGUUUCCUUUCUGUCCAUAAUAGCUAGUUUGUA
This is a messenger RNA of Lycium ferocissimum, 601 nucleotides long. RefSeq lists its product as uncharacterized. NCBI's taxonomy places the organism in Eukaryota, Viridiplantae, Streptophyta, Magnoliopsida, Solanales, Solanaceae. The transcript has a single exon. The record is from RefSeq and is a predicted model, not a curated record. Bases 1 to 561 code for a protein of 186 amino acids.